AUGGUGAAAAAGAAGAUGCUGGAACCGGGUUUUCAAGACCAGACUCGCGAGCUGCUCCUGCUUCAUCACAGCACUCUCUACACUCGUCAGAAACGACGCGCUAAAUCUGGCCAGCAAUUGCACAUCAUCCGCUCUCUGGCUGAAAUUGGCAAGCGUCACUCAGCUAAAGACGUCAACAAAUGUGAGUUUGUUCAACCACUCUUCGUUAGCUCAUCUCUCAUUCGUCGGGAACAAUAG
Molecule: messenger RNA, 237 nt
Organism: Hydatigera taeniaeformis
Lineage: Eukaryota; Metazoa; Platyhelminthes; Cestoda; Cyclophyllidea; Taeniidae
Source: the annotation of a GenBank genome assembly